UUUAAUCGGUGCAAGUAGCGAAGAGACGCAGGGACCACGAAGGGAUCCACGUUCUGUGACAAAAAGCACACGGAACUGACUCUAUUCUAGGUGAAAACAGUCCAGCGUAGCGCGUCGUGGCGACAGUUAACGAAAAGGUUGCGAAACACGGGAGUUCUUCCAAAUGUCGCGUGCUAGUUCAGCGAUUCUUUCAAAGUGAAUUUGUGAAACGUGCAAGUAUUUAGUUCUGUAUUUAAUUGCAAUUAGUCGAGAUUAAUUUAUCAGCCAUAAAGAGCAGCUCACGAUCGGUGUUGUAGAUGACAUUUAAGAACCUGAUGAAUCUUGGAAACCUUGCCAAAGAUUCUUAUCGUCCUCCCAUCGACAGAUACCACAGUGGCCCUAGUGGCUACCACCACAGUGGUUCCGGUGGUUAUCAUCACAGCGGUUCCGGUGGCUACCAUCACGGCUCACGCGGGAGCUACAAGGGCAAAGGUGGAAGCGGAGCCGCGCUUAGCGCAUUGACUCUGCUCGCCUUCCUGUUCCUCAUAAACGUCAUGCAGCAAUCUCUGCAGGAUAACAAUUCGACGACGUCAACGAUGGCGCCCACUGUGAUACUGCGCGACGGUGACCACCCAGUAGCUCUGGAUGCUAAGGAGGAGGAUGACAAGAAGGGGGACGUGGCGAAGCGUGACGGCUCCUACAGGACACCAGCGAAAUCCAAGAUCGAAAGGCUUAACAAUCAGUAUAUUAAAUAA
Molecule: messenger RNA, 734 nt
Organism: Hylaeus volcanicus
Lineage: Eukaryota; Metazoa; Arthropoda; Insecta; Hymenoptera; Colletidae
Exons: 4
Coding region: 297-734 (145 amino acids)
Source: RefSeq, a predicted model, not a curated record